Rasamsonia emersonii CBS 393.64 is the source of this 1758-nucleotide messenger RNA. RefSeq lists its product as uncharacterized. The transcript has 6 exons. The record is from RefSeq and is a predicted model, not a curated record. Gene Ontology annotation, biological process: transmembrane transport. The coding region runs from base 1 to 1758 and encodes 585 amino acids. NCBI's taxonomy places the organism in Eukaryota, Fungi, Ascomycota, Eurotiomycetes, Eurotiales, Trichocomaceae. Gene Ontology annotation, molecular function: transmembrane transporter activity.
AUGACUGCCUCAGUUCAGGACCAGGAGAAGACUCCUGAUCUCCAAAAUGCCGACUGCGAAGCGGUACCGGUCGAUCGUGCACAAGUGGACGAAGACAAGGAGCCCAUAAGCCACGAGUUCGUCGACCGGGAACAUGCCCAACGGGGUGUCCAGAAAGCCGCCGCAAUCACCGCUGCAUGGAACAAAAAGUCUUUGAUUCUGGCAUAUGCUGGGAUCUUCCUUGUAUUCUACGUGAACUCGCUACAGCAGCAGAUCAGCGGUAAUCUCACCAUUUAUGUGACCAGCUCCUUCGCAGAGCAUCCCCUCACGGCGACAACCAGCGUCAUGUCCAGCAUCAUCGGCGCUGUCGCCAAGUUGCCCAUUGCCAAAAUCAUCGACAUCUGGGGCCGUACGGAAGGCUAUGCUUUGAUGGUUCUCCUGGCCACUUUGGGAUUGAUUAUGAUGGCGGCAUGCAACAAUGUCCAGACCUACGCCGCGGCUCAAGUAUUCUACUGGGUUGGAUAUGACGGAAUUGCUUAUGUCCUGGAUGUCACCAUGGCGGAUACAUCCUCCCUCAAGAAUCGAGCAUGGAUCUUCGCAUUCAGCACCUGCCCAUACAUCGCCAACACCUUCGCCGGUCCCGCAGCCGCCCAACAAUUCUACAAACAUAGCUCCUGGCGCUGGGGUUACGGAUCGUUUGCCAUCAUCGUCCCAGCAGUUUGCACUCCAUUGAUCAUCAUCUUCGUCCUGAACCGUCGCAAAGCCGCAAAGCUCGGCUAUGUGUCCAAGGAGAAGAGUAACAGGACGGUGUGGCAGUCGGUUCUCCACUAUGCCAUUGAGUUUGACAUUGUCGGUGUCAUCCUUAUUUCUGCUGCAUUCGCCUUGUUCCUCCUCCCGUUUAGCCUUGCCUCUUCGUCGGCGCAAGAAUGGAGGACCCCUCAUAUCAUCGUGAUGAUCGUUCUGGGUGGCUUGCUGUUCCCCGUGUUUGUGGUUUGGGAAAAGUUCUUUGCUCCCGUCUGCUUUGCCCCGUUCCAUCUCCUCAUAGACCGGACUGUCCUGGGCGGCUGUCUCCUAGGAGCAAUUCUAUUUAUAAGCUUUUACUGCUGGGAUAUAUAUUUCACUUCGUUCCUCCAGGUCGUUUACAAUCUCAGCAUUGCAGAUGCCGGCUACGUCUACAACAUCUACAACAUCGGUUCAUGCUUCUUUUCCGUUCUAGUCGGAUUUGUGAUUCGCGCGACUGGCAACUUCAAAUAUGUCGCCCUUGCUGCCGUUCCCCUCCAGAUCCUCGGGACCGGCUUGAUGAUCUAUUUCCGUCAACCGGACAAGGGUAUCGGGUACGUUAUUAUGUGCCAGAUUUUCAUAGCCCUGUCUGGGGGAACGCUCGUUAUUUGCGAACAAAUGGCUGUGAUGGCGGCGGCUGCACACUACGAGGUGGCCGUUGUGCUGGCCCUUGUGGGGUUGUUUACCAGCAUUGGGGGUGCCAUCGGUCAGACCGUGGCGGCGGCGAUCUAUACCAACCUCAUGCCGGGCGCAUUGCAGAAGUAUCUCCCCGACGAUGCCAAGUCGCAGGCGACGGCCAUCUACAGCAGCAUCACCACCCAGCUGCAGUACCCGAUGGGCAGUCCAGUGAGGGAGGGCAUUAUCCAGGCCUACCGAGACGUCAUGCGCCGGUUGUGCAUUGCGGGAGUGUGCUUUUUGCCGGCGGCCUUUGUCUUUGUUCUGAUGAUGAAGAAUAUUAACGUGAAAACGGUCAAACAGGUCAAAGGAACUGUGGUCUAG